Messenger RNA from Colius striatus (speckled mousebird), 6358 nucleotides. It is a transcript of the gene TBC1D5, whose product is annotated as TBC1 domain family member 5. The transcript is spliced from 23 exons. Lineage: Eukaryota; Metazoa; Chordata; Aves; Coliiformes; Coliidae. Gene Ontology annotation, molecular function: GTPase activator activity. The coding region runs from base 433 to 2817 and encodes 794 amino acids. The record is from RefSeq and is a predicted model, not a curated record. Gene Ontology annotation, biological process: activation of GTPase activity.
GCCCUUCCCCUUCCCUUCCCCGGGCCUCCCCCAUCGCUUCCCCCUGCCCCGCGUCCCUCACAGGGCGCCAGGUCGGCGCGAGGGUCUGUGUGCCGCGCAGGGAGGGAGGGAGGGAGGCGGGGAGGGAGAGAGAGGCUGAGCCAGAUCUUCAUGCCACUGCAGGCAGCAGCAGCAGCAGCAAAACUUCUGAAGGUUUGCAGAAGACAGUAAGAGAACCACCAAGAAGGCUAUUGCAGUAUUGCUAAUUACAGAAGUCUGGUACUGGGACUGCUACUUCCAUCUUUCUCAUUGCUGCUGGUGGCUGAGAGUUAUCACAGCACUACUUGACUGUUGCACAUGUGGAGAAUAUCAAUCUAAGGACAACUGUGUCCUUUGUGUUUGAGCGCCUGCCACUAUAUAAAUAGCCUUCAGCUGGAAUACAGUAUUGCCAAUAUGUAUCAUUCUGUGUCUGAAACCAGUCACCCUUUGCAAACAGAGGAACAAGAAAUAGGCAUUGAUCCCUUGCAGAGUUACUUGAACAAGCCAGGGGAAGGAGGAUCUAGUGAAAACGGAAGCACACACCACUCCUCGGAUUCUGAUGGAACGUUUAUUUCUUACAGUAAAGAAUGGGAAGAACUAUUUGUAAACAACAAUUACUUGGCAACUAUACGGCUGAAGGGGAUUAAUGGGCAGCUGAGAAGCAGCAGGUUCCGUAGUGUUUGCUGGAAGUUGUUUCUGGAGAUUCUACCCCAAGACAGAAGUCAAUGGAUUAAAACCACUUCAGACUUAAGGACGUCUUACAAUAAAAUCAAAGAAAUUCACAUUACCAACCCUCGGAAAGCAGGACAGCAAGAUCUAAUAAUCAACAACCCACUCUCUCAGGAUGAGGGGAGUCUUUGGAAUAAAUUUUUCCAGGAUAAAGAGCUUCGAGCAAUGAUUGAACAAGAUGUGACAAGAACCUUUCCCGAAAUGCAGUAUUUCCAGCAAGAGAAUGUGAGGAAGAUUCUUACAGAUGUUCUGUUCUGCUACGCCAGAGAAAAUGAGCAGUUGCUUUAUAAACAGGGUAUGCAUGAACUUCUAGCUCCCAUUGUCUUUAUCCUUCAUUGUGACCACCAAGCUUUUUCACAUGCCAGUGAAGCUGCACAGCCAAGCGAGGAAAUGAAAGUUCUUUUGAAUCCUGAAUAUCUGGAACAUGAUGCCUAUGCAAUGUUCACACAUCUUAUGAAAACUGCAGAACAUUGGUUUUCGACUUUUGAACAUGAUAGUCACAAGGAGAAAGAUGUGAUGAUUACACCUAUGCCAUUUGCAAGGCCACAGGACUUAGGCCCAUCUAUUGCUAUUGUAGCAAAGGUAAACCAAAUUCAGGAUCAUCUGCUGAAGAAACAUGAUAUUGAGCUCUACAUGCACCUGAACCGAUUGGAAAUUGCUCCACAGAUUUAUGGACUGCGAUGGGUGAGGCUCUUAUUUGGACGUGAAUUCCCACUUCAGGACCUUCUGGUUGUCUGGGAUGCUCUAUUUGCUGACAGUAUCACCCUGAAUUUAGUUGACUACAUUUUUGUAGCCAUGUUGUUAUAUAUUAGAGAUGCUUUGAUUUCAAGUAAUUACCAGACCUGUUUGGGACUUCUGAUGCAUUAUCCACCUAUUGGAGAUGUUCACUCCCUUAUCCUAAGAGCACUUUUCCUCCGAGAUCCAAAGAGAAAUCCAAGACCAGUGACUCAUCAAUUCCAACAAAAUUUAGAUUAUUACAAAGCACGUGGAGCAGACUUGAUGAACAAAACCCGCGCCAGUGCUAAGGCCGCCCCACUGAACAUUAACAAAGUCUCCAACAGCUUACUGAAUUUUGGCCGAAAGCUGAUUGCUCCAGCUAUGACUUCAGGCGGGGCUGUGGGUGCUCCUGCUGGUGGGAGCAGCUUUCCUGCCCCUGCAAUGCCCAUCAGAAGCACACUGGAAGCCCCACAGCACCACCAGGCACAGCAGCAAAGGAUGCUGAAGUCUGAAAGCAUGCCAGUUCAACUGGGCAAAGGCCAAAGCUCAAAAAACAUCAGUUCAUCUCCAAGCAUAGAGAGCUUGUCCGGAGGACGUGAAUUUACAGGAUCUCCACCUUUGUCUGCAUCCAAAAAAGAUUCCUUUUUCAGUACCAUCUCCCGCUCCCGCUCCCAAAGCAAAACUAUGAACAGAAAAGAAUCGGAGGAGGAAUUGGAGGCCCAGAUUUCAUUUCUACAAGGACAACUAAAUGACUUGGAAGCCAUGUGCAAAUAUUGCGCAAAGAUGAUGAACACACAUCUUGGAAAUAUUCAGGAUGUCAUAUUACAAGAACAUUUGGAAAAAGAAGAUGAAAUUCUGGUUUCCUUGGCUGGUUUGAAGCAGAUCAAGGAUAUCCUGAAAGGUUCGUUGCGUUUCAACCAGAGCCAGCUGGAAGCUGAAGAAAAUGAGCAAAUCACUAUAGCCGAUGAUCAUUAUUGUUCCAACAGUCAGAGCAAGGAGACAGGUGAUGUCCUAAAGGGGCCUGUUCUGACAAAGCAGCAGUUAGUCUCAGGACAUCAGACUACAACAGAGUCAAGCACUAGUGACAACAAGAGCGCUGAUGACUAUAUUAUGGUUUCCAAAGAAGAGGAAAGAAGUAGAAGUGCUGUCCCGGAGCCGGCACAGUCCCUUCAGGCACACAAGGAGGCAGCAGCAAAGCCAGAAGCUCCAUCUCGUUCUUCUUUAAUAUUCUCUGACCCAUUGAUGGGCUCCAUUUCUGCUUCCUCCAGCAACUUGAGCUCCAGUCCUGAUGAUGACAGCAGUAAUAAUAGCAAAGAUUCUGACUUUGCUAUUGUCAGCCCAUUGGACAUCUGAAGAACAGGUUGGGAGAGUCUGGGAGGUCAAUUGUUAAAACUCAGCUCAAAUUCCUAUGAUUCCACGGGAUGGAUAGUUCCUUGGAUUAGGAGGACAGAAAAUAGAUAAGGGUAAUCCAUUUCAGCUGCCAAAAGCCUAAAUAAAAUAAAAUAAAUACAAACCCACCCAAGACUUACAAAUGUGCAACUUUUCAAAAAGAAUAGACAUCUUUUAAUAACUGCCUUAAAUAAAGACCCAGUAAAACCCAGUUCUAAUAUAGAGUUAUUCUUAGUUAUACAGCUAUCUUACUUAGGAGCUUUAUUACUAUAAAACUGUUGCUAUCCCAAAACAUAGAAUAGUAUGUGUUAGGUGCCGUAAUGGCUUAGGGAAUGUGUAGAUACUUGGCAUCCGACCUGAAGCAGCAAAGACAAGCUAGAUUUAGUAUCAUCCUUUUACAAAACACUCAACUGGGUUUUCUGAGUAGGAAAAGGUGUUAUUUCUUCAGAGACUGAUUAGAGAAUUAGGGAAUAUCUCUCCAAAAGAUUAAAAGCAUCAUCCUGACAGUAAGCUUGUUCUCAGUUGAGGAAUCCUAGUUUCUUCAUUUUCAUCCAGCAAUAGCCUGAGGUGUGUUCAAAGCAGAGAUUUGUGUAGUUGUUCCUCAGCACUGUCUUACAGGAGAAUGUCUGAGAAUUCCUUGAGAAUGGGGGCAUACACAAAAAAGCCUUACUUUCCUUUGCCUACUUUUUUCCCUUUGAGAGUUCCCAGUUUGCCUCUUUCCCUCUUUAUAUCUGUCUACUUUUACUCCCCCUGGCAUGAAUUGUAUUUUAUUUUACUACCACAGUUAAAACAGUAGGUGCAAGGGAAAUUACAGUAUUUCAUAGAGUAGAUCUGAGCCAGUCGAACUAAAACUAGCUUGAAUAUGAUAACUUGCCAGGGAAGGGUUCAAAGUGAACUGAAAUGUCUGUAACUGAAAGCACUUUAUGUCUCAUUGCUAUUAUCUUCUAUAGAUUCUGUUUACAUAUAUUCCUGUAUGAAUUCCACAUUUCUUAUUGAAGAAAACAUAAUGGUGCAGCAGCAUUAACCAACAGAAAGUUUUAAAUUCCCUCUAGAACUUGCUCUUGUAUGGAAAAGCAUCUUUCUUUCCCAUCAAGUUGGCAGUACAUCUAAUAACUACUUUUCCAAGUAGAUUGGAGGGGAGAGGGGUGGUACUGUCAGAUUCCUUUAAACUGCUGGAAUUCACAAAAAGAAACUGGUGGUGAGUGGUUACCUCCUCUUGUGGGACCUACACAGAGCUUGCUUGAGGAAGGAAUGCUAGAAAGUCACUCUGUAACAGCAGCAAAAAAUUUGCAUCAUUUGCUUUUAAGAUACAUGCACAUUAUACCAUGCAACAACUUCAUCAUUGCAUGGCAAAGCUUGUGUUUGUAUGGAGUUAAGAAAUGGUACUUACUUGCUGCUUAGUCUGCAAUUGUAAAUGGAGCUAAGUGCCGUAUUCCAAAGAUGAGGUGACGUAGUUUGCUGGUCUUAGAUUUUACAAGAUCUGUGUCAGUGACUGAAGAGAUAAUUGUCAUUACAUGGUAGCUGCCAUAUCCUUACAUGUUUAGAAGCCACCAUGUAGUUCUCCUGAGAUUAUUUGUGCCUUGUAAAAUGAUAAAAUACUGGAAUGUUAUGAGCAGGCAUAGAUAGCACCACACCUCUCAGGGACACGGUGAUAUGAACAGUCAGAUGACUGUUUAGAUAAGAGAUCUUAACUGCAUCAUGUUUCAGGGAGGUGUUUAUUUUGGUUUAAUUUUAAGCUUCAUAGAAAAUCACUUUGGAGUUCAUCAUGCAUGCCUGUGCUCAGGUUUAUUUUGUUUCCCUGCGUUUGCGUGAAUGCCAGGAGAUUAGGUGCCUGUUGAUUUAUUUAGAUUUGUCAAGCUUUUCUAGCUUUAACCCAUUCAGCAAGGCUUGUGCCACACCACCAACAAAGGGGAAUCUGUUCAAGAAGUAUCUGUGGAAAGAGGAAAGAAAUAUUCUGGGGACAGAGAAAAAAAAAAAAUGUAUAUCCUGUGAAACAUAAACCUUCUAAAGAUUCCAGUACUUUGGCAGGGGAGAUGUUUUUACUUCGUUUUUAUUUUUUUAAGCAUCAGUCUUUUGAUUUCUGUUCUGGUUGGUUGUUUCAGGGAUCACAUUGCUAUUUUCUUGAAUGGUCUCAUUGCCAAUGGAAGAGUGUGAUUUGUACAGUUCUUUUAUUUUUGUAAGUUAGUUGUAUCUGUAAUAUUGCAUAUUUUGAAACAGUGCUAGAAGUAUAUACAGAUUUUGGAAGUUUCUAACAAGUUUUCAGUAAUCAGUGAAUACCGAGGAGCUGAUGCCUAUCGUACUGUGGAAUAUGAUAUCAAAUCCUCAGAAGCAGAGAAUUGAUUAUACAAAGAAGAUUGGAGUGAAUUCCAGUAGAAGAAUCUGCUCUGGUUGUGCCACGUCCUUCCACAUCUCAAAUAUGUCAUCUCAGAGACUUCAUGGUAAUGUGGAGAUCUUUACAACUGGGUUAUAUCCAUUAAGUUAGAAACUUGUUAGACAAAGUGUCAUCACCCUGUCUUGCAUUCUGUUAAGAAUAUGAUGAGAAAGAAAUUGUCAUUUAAAUUAGAAGAUGGUUCUUUUCCUCCAAAGCUGACCUGCUCUUAAUGUUCAUGGAAGACAAUAAUCAGAAAAAAUGCACACAUUGGAAAUUACCAAUGGAAACUAAUAUGAGAUCAAGAAAUGUAUCUGAGACCGUUGUACUGUAUCUCACUCUGUAAUUUAUGAUUGUUUAAAGUCUCUUGCAUGUCAUGUCAGUUGUGUGUACUGCAGAAAGGCAGUAUCAUAUUUUGACUGGGUAUUCAUUUAGUGGUAGAACUUUGUAUCUUUACUCUGGAAGAACAUCUAGCCUGCUUUAUUAAAGAAUUAACAAUUUUUCUGGGCUGUGUUUGUGCUGUUUUCUCAAAACAGAGGGAAAACUUUUUGACUACAAUACUGGAAGUAUGAUUUCUUAGAACAGGAGCGAUUAGAAAUUCUUGAACUGUUUGAUUAUCUAUAAAAGCACAAAGAUUAUUAAUAUUUUAAUCAGAUUUUUAUAUAUGAUCAAGAGAAUAAAACUACUUGGCAUUUAUCUCACCCAAACAACACAGAACAUUUCCUAUUUUAUCAUAUUUAUUAUAUCUGAAAAGAAAUAAACAGAAUUCAAUGUGAUGUAACUUUUCUGCAUUUUCAUGAAACUUGGUGUAGUUACAUCAUGUGUCUCAGUCACAGUGCCAGUAUCUGUACCGUGCUUUUCCAAAUCUCAUACUUUAUUUUAGAUUCUUAAAUGUUUCAUGUGAUGCUCCAAUAUGUUCUCCUCAUUAGGUGACACUGAGGCAGCUAUUUAAAAGAUUAAAAUUCAGAUUUAAGGUGUACUUCUGCCUGGCAGUUACAAUGUCAUCUGUUCAAAUACGGACACAGCAGUCCUAAAUGUGAACAGAUUUCCAAGAUAAUAAUACUUUUGAUUUUGUGCUGCAUGUUUUGAUCUUGAGUGAAUGUCUGUAAUGGCUUAUUAGACUUGAAAAGGUGCAAU